CAAUUUACGUCAUUUUAUCACUACAUAUUACUCAUUUUACUAAUUUUAUACAAUGUCUGUAGGAUUUGAAAGUACCCACCGUUCUUCUGAUUCAUCCGCGUCCAAUGAACAAGAAAGCGAUGAAAAUGCAGUCGUUGGAUCCGGCUCCAGCCUCCAAUUCAGAAACAGACUCACCACAGAGUUAUACCUUCGCUCAGCAAGUUCCCUACGACAAAUCCACAAACGCCGCCAAUCCAACGCACAGUUAAAAGUCAUGGAUAACGACACCGGUCUACAUCAAGUCCUUGGCGAGUCACAAAUAACCAAUAUAAAACGCAUCUUUUUCAAACAAGAAGAAAAACGCCUCAAUCCAGAUCAACUUCGUCGUGCACUCUUGGAUCACGGAAAAGUUUACUUCCCUGAUGACGACUACUACAACUUAAUAUUCUUAAGAAUCAAUAUUCAACAAAACGGGUUUGUAACUUGGGAUGAAUUCGUAUCACAUUUAAUACUAGGGUUUAAAAUUCAAGAAGUCUCACUUGAAGUAAAAUCAUUAGAAGAACCUAUCAACAAAAAACCACGAGUUGUUAAGAGUAAUCAUCGUCAUCCAAUUAAUAAAAUCAUCUUCAACUUCCAAGUCAAACCAGAUCGUUCCUAUGGAUACACUGAUGGUUCCUACAUAACCCUAAGCCAUGAUGGGUAUUUAAACUAUUGGUCAUUGGAUUUAUACCUGGAAAGGACAGUCCACAGCGUAAGUCCUGAUUUAACCGUCUCAGAUACAUGGGUUUUAUGUGUAGCAGCCAUGCCGGAUGUAAGUGUCGUAUGCACUUCAUCCUCUGAAAGAGAUUUACGAUUCUACGACACUUCUGCAAGACAAUUUGAACUUAGAGUACAGUUUUACUCCUUGGAAUUCGCAGCAUGUUGCUUAUAUUAUACAUUCCCAAAAGAUAUAAACGAAGACUGUCGGUUGAUUUUUGGUGAUAUGGGAGGUAACGUAGGAGUAAUCCUCUUCCCUAUAAAUCGAGGACCAUUCCGGAGUAAAAUGGGUGAACCUUUAUUAACUGUCCCAUUUGAUAUGGUUGAAAAAGGUUUAGUCCCUGGUUUCACUGUAGUGAUGUUUAUAAACUUACACAAAGAAUGGGUGCGUCAGGUGGAGUACUACUCCUUGAUGAAUAUGAUCGUAUCCUGUAGCACAUCCCAACGUGCAUUGGUCAUGCGUGAUAUAACCGAAACUCGUGGUUUCUACUCUUAUAACGUCCCCAAAGGCAUUUGGUGCUUUGCAUGCGCCGAUGGUUUUCCUCAACUUGCCACCGGGGGAUCUGAUUGUCUCAUACGAGUGUGGAAUCCAUACGUUACCAAACGACCACUUGUUGUAUUUCAUGGUCAUCAUACUGGUAUUAUUGCCUUGGUGUUACAAGAUCGUGGUGCUAUUUUGUGUUCGUUGUCGGAGGAUAAAUGUAUUAAGAUAUGGGAUGUCUCCAAUGAAGUGUGUAUACAAAACUAUCUGGGUCUUGGAAGUGAACUUGGUGAAUAUGCGAAACUCAGCAUGUUUUACAAUCCGGAUUCACGACAGUUGAUCAUUGGAGGUAUUGCAAUAGUUGCGCUAUUUCUGCGUCCACUACAAAAUGGCGAACAUACAGAUGGGUUUUCUCAUUCGGCAGCGGUGUCGGUAUUGUUAUACAACACGUUGUUUCGUAUAAUCCUAACCUGUGGUUUGGAUUCGAAUAUUAUCGUCUGGGAUCCUUGGAAUGGUAAACGGAUAUCCGUAGUGAAAGAUGCCCACACUCGACAAUUACAUGGAGAGAUUAUCCCUGUGGAUAUUACAGCUGGUUGUUUUGAUCCUGGUAAUCAAAACCUGUUGACUGGUGCUUAUGAUGGAACAUUAAAAACAUGGAACUUCAAUUCCGGGACUUGUUUGAGGAACAUGCGCAUUGAACACGGAUGUGAAGUAACCGGAGUCUGCUGGGUUAAAGGAAGAAUUCUAGCUAUUGGCUGGAAUCGCCAUGUUACAGAAUUUGCAGAUACAGGUGGUCCUGCAGGUCCUGGAAAUGUCUUUUGUAAGAUGUGGUCUAUCAAACACACCGAUGAUGUGUUAGCAGUCGCCGCCAGAAUCCCACAGACACUUGCAACUAGCACCUACAAUGGGGAGUUGGUCCUCUGGCGUUUGGAGACUGGUCAACCCUAUAAACAAUACGCAGUGGCUAAUCCAACAAUGCGUGUUAAGAUUACCUACGAUUUUGAGAAACGUACACGUCAUGAAAAGCCUAAAGUUACCCCAUUGAGUAGAAAAUAUGGUUUGAAAAGAGAUUUGCGUAAACCGCCGCCUCCACCACCCCCGAGACCUAGUGUAAUUAUACGAAAAUUAAAACAACAGGAACGUCGUGAAUUGGUAAACAUUGGGAAGGAUACAAUUGUAGGAUCAUUGAAAUUAACCCGGAAAGCUAAACCUCUUGUCCUACCACCAACAAUAUGCCCAAUUCGGGGGUUAGCAGUGCGAUGUAUGAUCUUCCUUGAUAAACGCCCCAUGAAAGUAAAUGUGGGGACUUUGUUUGUGGCAUUAGAAAACGGUGAUAUACAAGUAUGGUCCCAUCAUGUAAGCGGAGGCUUCCUAUGUGCCUUCCAAGCUGUACAUGGAGUAGGUGAUUAUAUUGUCUCGAUGUGUUCAGAUGAAAACAACGAAUACCUCUUCACUGGAUCCACUGAAGGUUAUGUGAAGACGUUUUUAAUGACCAAUUUUCACAAUGAAGAAGAAAACGUCCACGUUUGCAUCCCGCGUUAUCGUCUCAUAUUUCCCUUCCUCUGGUACCGUUUCUUUCCUGGUCGCGCAAUGAAAGCACUUGGUGAACAAGAGAAACCCAUGUUACUCAAUAGUUACAAAGCACACAGACAAAUCGUCUCAGGUUUAACCUUCAUUGAUAAACCAAAAGUGCUCGUCACAGCAAGCGCCGACUUCAGUGUACGAUUAUGGACACUUAGUGGGAAAUAUUUGGGUACCUUGGGUACCUUCAAACCAUGGAAACCUAUCGAUCCAUUAAGUCCUGUAGAUGAGAGCAAGCAUGAAUUUACGAUCCCACCGGAUGUUAAACGUGUGAUGAGUUCUACUUCACAAAGAGUUUUCUUAGGAGAAAAGUGGGAGAAGAAAUUGACGAAGAAACAAGAGGCGGCGCAGGCUGAGAAGGACAAUGCAUAUACAACAGCAAACGUGCAUACAUACGGUCAUAAAUUGGUACCACCCAUUUUGGGCAACUUUGUUACUCUUGCAGAGAAAACCACGCAUAAAUUCGAGGUCCAAUUGGAUACAACCUUUCCAUAUAUUCCUGUUUAUCAACAUUUAAUCCGACCUCAUCCAGUGGAACUGCCAAAAUUAACCCCGCACAGCGAAUUAGGCCUCGGAGAAAAAGACUCCUUCCUCGGUUAGGACAAUAUUCAUUGGUUAAAGGUAAUACACUUGAAAAUAUAAUCAUUUACCUUUAAUAUAUGGUUCCGCAGUGUAUAUAUACCUUUGAAAAUCAAA
This is a messenger RNA of Dalotia coriaria, 3493 nucleotides long. RefSeq names its product WD repeat-containing protein WDY (gene WDY). Lineage: Eukaryota; Metazoa; Arthropoda; Insecta; Coleoptera; Staphylinidae. Gene Ontology annotation, molecular function: protein binding. The record is from RefSeq and is a predicted model, not a curated record.